Messenger RNA from Arachis stenosperma, 2472 nucleotides. Its product is annotated as cation/H(+) antiporter 15-like. The coding region runs from base 1 to 2472 and encodes 823 amino acids. Gene Ontology annotation, molecular function: antiporter activity. NCBI's taxonomy places the organism in Eukaryota, Viridiplantae, Streptophyta, Magnoliopsida, Fabales, Fabaceae. The record is from RefSeq and is a predicted model, not a curated record. Gene Ontology annotation, cellular component: endomembrane system; membrane. The transcript is spliced from 3 exons. Gene Ontology annotation, biological process: proton transmembrane transport; regulation of pH.
AUGGGAGAUUUCUUGCCACCUGCAUGUUUUAACAUGUUUGUAUCCGAUGAACAUCGAAUGUGGCAAACAAGUAAUAUCCUAGAAACAGAGCUUCCUAUGCUUGCAUUUCAAAUUUUCUUCACUGUAUUAGUGGGUCGUCUUCUCUUCAAUGCAUUCAGACCUCUCCAUCAACCUCGCAUCAUUUCAUUUGUCUUUGUUGGUUUCUUACUGACUCCACCACUAUUGGGGAACAUUCCAGAAGUAUUCGGCUUCAUUUAUCCUGUAAACGGAAUACUCAAUGUUGAAGUUGCUUCACAUUUUGGCCUCAUUUACUACGCUUUCCUCAAUGGCCUGGAAAUGAACCUAGACACAAUUCUAAAAUCCAAGAAAGAAGCUACAAGCAUUGCAGCCAUGGGAAUCAUCUUUCCCAUUCUAACAGGACCAGGAUUAUAUGCUCUGCAUCGAAAAUUCUAUAUCAAUAAUACGUUCAAGCUUGAACAAGUUUCAAGUCAUGCGUAUUUAAUUUGGACUUUAGUUCUCACAGUUACAGGUUUUCCAAACCUAGUUGAAAUCCUUUCUGAGCUCAAGCUUCAUUACACCAGCCUAGGCAAAGUUGCAUUAACCGCCGGCAUGAUUAGUGAUACUUACAACUGGAUUCUCUUCACAUUAUUGGUGCCAUUUUCAAUUGAUAGCUCCAAUGCAAUUUAUUCAGUGCUAUGCACAGUUUUGUUCCUUACUGUGUGCAUCUUUUUGGUCCGCCCUUUACUUAAAAAGAUUAUUGAACGCAAGACAGAAAAUGAUGAAUGGGAUGAGUACCAACUCCUUUUUGUGGUGAUGGGAGCUUUUGCAUGUUCAUAUGUUACAGACAUUCUUGGAACACAUGCCAUUGUUGGUGCUUUUGUGUACGGACUAAUUUUGCCUCACGGGAAAUUUGCUGACUUGGUUAUGUCGGUUUCUGAUGACUUUGGUGGAGGGUUUCUGGCGCCACUUUACUUUUCAGGCAAUGGAAUGAGACUUAUAAUAAAAUCCGUUUUUUCUCAUGCAAAUUGGCCAUUGACCUUGCUGGUUCUAAUCUUACUGUGUGUCACAAAGAUAUUGGGAACUUUAUUUGCCACCUCCUUAUCUGGUAAGUCUGCUAGAGAUGGUUUUGCCAUAGGAUUGCUUCUCAACACCAAAGGAGCUUUAGCGCUCAUAAUGCUAAGCAUUGUUUGGGAUAAGAUGAUCUUUUUUGCACCAACAUAUGCUGUCCUCACUGCUGCCGUUCUUCUGAUGACCAUGGUAGUUUCACCAAUGAUUAACUUCAUGUUCAAGCCAAGAAAGCGAUUUGAACAGAACAAGCUAAGGACCAUACAAAAGCUAAGAGCGAAUGCAGAGCUCCGAAUUUUGGCAUGUGUCCACAAUAAUCACCAUGCUACGAGCAUGAUCAACAUCCUUGAACUAUUCAAUGCUACUAGACUUUCCCCAAUACAUGUCUUCGGCUUGUACCUUGUCGAAAUUACACAACGUGCUGCCGCACUUGUUGUUGCUCAUAUGGAGCCAAGUACCCAGCUUGGAGUGCAAAGUAAUCUCACCCAGUCUCAAGUUGAGUCAGAAAACAUUGCUUUUACCUUCAAGGCCCUUGGAAAUAACGGAGAUGGAAAUGGAAAUGACGCUUUUAGAGUCGAGACCACGAGCGUGGUCUCGUCCUAUGAAACCAUUCAUCAGGAUAUAUACAUCUCUGCAAGAGAAAGAGGCACGAGCUUGAUUCUUCUUCCCUUCCACCAGCAAUUAAGUUCAGAUGGUAACUUACUAGAAACAACCAAUGUCGUAUACAGAGAUAUAAACAAGAAUGUAAUGCAAGACGCGCCUUGUUCUGUGGGAAUAUUCAUAGACCGUGGUCUUGUAACUUUCUCUCAAACAUGUCUUCAUAUUCUUAUGAUCUUUGUUGGAGGCCCGGAUGACCGUGAAGCGUUAGCAAUUGCGUGGAAGAUGGCAGGGCAUCCGAGGGUUCAACUAUCAAUGGUUCGACUCUGUUUGUUAGAUGAAGCUGCUGCUGCUGCAGAAGAAGCAUCUCAUCAUUCUGAAGAAGCAGAGGGGAUAUUGUCCAAUGCGAUGGAUAACGAUAAGCAGAAGGAGUUGGAUGAUGAAUAUAUAAGUAAAUUUAGAUACACUGCGGUGAAUAAUGAGGAUUAUAUAUCUUAUUCAGAGGCUGAUAUUCGUGCAGGUGAAGAUAUCCCUAGAGUGUUGAAAGCACUUGACCAAAGAGGGUGUGAUUUAUACGUAGUUGGACAAGGAAAUUGCAGGAACUCCAUACUCUUCUCAAACUUACUAGAAUGGUGUGAUUGUUUGGAAUUAGGUGUUAUUGGGGAUAUUUUAGCUUCAAAUAUUUUUGGUACAAACUCAUCUAUUUUAGUUGUUCAACAGUAUGGUUUUGGAGGGAUGAAACUCGAGAGGAAACAAGACCAUAUGGCUAAUAAUAGUCGCUUUGGAUCGCUAAUUGUGAAGGCAGAAUAA